Messenger RNA from Arvicanthis niloticus (Nile rat), 2578 nucleotides. RefSeq names its product syncytin-B. NCBI's taxonomy places the organism in Eukaryota, Metazoa, Chordata, Mammalia, Rodentia, Muridae. The record is from RefSeq and is a predicted model, not a curated record.
AGCCCGUUGACCUUAGCCUCUUAGGAUUCAAGCAUAGCUGGCCGGUCACCACCUUCUCGCUAGCACCUCAUUCUCAUUGCAUGGACUGCUUUACAUCUAACCAGCCACAUUCUGCCAUCGUUUGGCUCACGAACCUUCCUCAACUCAUACUCAUCCUGAUGAUUCUGGAAAGGGACCUUCCCAGGUCUGACCUCUCACCUCAUAACCUGAGAGCCUGAAGCCACCCUGUCUUUACCAGCCACCUUUGAACACCCCGACUGAACAAGUUUCAGUGUUCAAGAGUCCACAGGACCAACUUCUCAGCACCCCACACUACUGCUGGCCACUCCCAAAGCACCAUGACACGCCUUUGGGUCCUCUGUCUUGUGCUUUUCCCCUCCUCCUUGUCCUAUCCUGAAAGCUGGCUGCCCCUUAUAAACCUCACUCACCACAUCCUACGUGAUACCAACUCUUCCCUGUUUUCCAACUGCUGGGUCUGCUUGUCCACCCAAACCCAACGGUCCCUAGCAGUCCCAGCCCCUCUGUCCAUUUGGACAGACACACCCAUGAAGCUUCACCUUACCUACUCAGUCAAGCCGUUCCCUGGCUCCUUUCCCAUUAGCGACAUUGAAAGACGCCUCCGGUUCUUCCACCCACUGACUGCCUCCUAUUCUUUCCACAAUCCUGACAGAAGGGCGAUUGCUUUUCUCCAACUUGUCAGCUCAACAGGCAUAUUUCGGAUCAUCACCCGGAUAACUUCUGUGAUAUAUCCUGAUAAGGACCGUUUCUUCGAAUCUGCCCAACGCCCUCUCUGGGGACCACUCUUUACUGAGACCGUUCUCAGGUCACAGGCUCCACUCUGCAUAUCUCGCUUCUUCAAGGUCUCAGCGUAUGCCACUUUUGUAGGCAACCUCUCUGCCUCUCUCUGCAACUACACCCUUCGGAUUUCACCUUCUACCAGUCAUGAAAACCUAGAUCUUUCCACCACCCAUCUAUUCAAACAGGCAAUGAAAAGACCCGAUGCCAAAUGGAAAAACCCACUCCGUUUUUCCGGGCCCCCAUCCCUAAUCUUCUCGAAGCCGUCUUACUAUCCCUGCCCAACAGACAUCAAAUACUGCCAUACCUCCCCGGCCACUCCCUGGAUGCGCUGUCCUCAGGCUCCCUCCAGCACCUGCUAUAACCUUACCUUAUUUGAAUCAGACAACUUAACCCAUCCCAUUACCAUGUCAGUGGACCCUACCCACUUCAAGGUCAAACUCCAGGGGCACAGAGACCCCUAUCCGCUCUCCCAUUACCAGCCCCUCACGGGAGCCGCCCUGUCUGGACAAUAUUCAGUCUGGGAGAAUGAGAUCACUAUCCAAGAAAACUGGGAUGUCACUUCCAACAUUUUCUCACAUCUUCUCAGCUUCUCGUAUGCCUUCUGUCUCAACUCUUCAGGAGUUUUCUUCCUCUGCGGAACAUCGACUUAUGUCUGCCUCCCAGCUAAUUGGUCCGGCGUCUGUACCCUUGUCUUCCAAUACCCGGAUAUUGAACUCCUCCCCAAUAACCAAACGGUGCCUGUCCCCCUUUUUGCUUCAGUUCUUUCCUCGGCUUCAGCUCUUCGCCAAAAGAGGUCCCCUCAUCUACUCCCCUUCCUUGCAGGCCUGGGUAUCUCUUCUGCCCUUGGCACGGGCAUAGCUGGCUUGGCCACCUCAACUCUCUAUUUCCAACGGCUUUCUAAGGCUCUCUCAGAAACCCUGGAAGAAAUAGCUUCCUCUAUCACUACCCUCCAGAACCAAAUAGACUCGCUCGCGGGUGUUGUUCUCCAAAACCGCAGAGCUCUGGACCUCAUCACGGCCGAAAAAGGGGGGACCUGUCUCUUCCUCCAGGAAGAGUGCUGCUUCUAUGUAAACCAGUCUGGAAUAGUCCGGGACGCGGCAAGGAAACUCCGAGAACGAGCAGCUGAACUCAGCCAGCAUUCUGACUCUUGGGGACAGUGGCCCGACCCUGGCCUCUGGCUGCCCUGGCUGACUCCCUUUCUGGGACCUCUUCUCUUCAUCUUCUUGCUACUGACAUUUGGGUCUUGUCUUCUGAACUGCCUAACCCGUUUUGUGUCCCAGAGACUUGGCUCCUUUGUCCAGGACACUGCCAAAAGGCACGUGGACAGCGUCCUCCAAAAUUUGCAAUAUAAAAAACUGCCCCAAGACUCCCCAGAUGAGGACACCAUUCCUGUGUAACAGGAAGAAGUUGUGAGAGUACCAGCUAUACCCUCCUCUCUACCCAGUUAAUAGAAUCCAAGACAGGACUGUUAGUCAUGGCCUCAUGUUUGUAUCAGUGUUGAUUCCAGAAACUACAGUAAUUUGGCUUCCAGGAUUAAAAUUACUUAUUUUUCUAGAUCUGAGCUCCUUCUGCCUUUUCAGUAGCCCCCACCCCAGGCAUGACCUCACCUGACAUUCUUUAAUUUAUCACUCACCUUACUACUUAGCUACUCUUAGCAACGGCCAAGUGGAGGCCAAAGAAGGAAUGUUUCCAGUGCCCUGCCUGUAAGUGGAGAGUGGGUUCUCUUAUACUAGAGACUUUUUUUCCCCAGGCUUGUGCUGCCAUGGAGUGGCUUGUUCCU